Onychostoma macrolepis is the source of this 696-nucleotide messenger RNA. It is a transcript of the gene ins, whose product is annotated as preproinsulin. Gene Ontology annotation, cellular component: extracellular region. Lineage: Eukaryota; Metazoa; Chordata; Actinopteri; Cypriniformes; Cyprinidae. The transcript is spliced from 3 exons. The coding region runs from base 316 to 642 and encodes 108 amino acids. The record is from RefSeq and is a predicted model, not a curated record. Gene Ontology annotation, molecular function: hormone activity.
GAGAUUGUCAGUACAGGCUACUAGACCUGCGUGAGCACCAGAAUGUGUUUGUCUUUCGUGAGCGUAGUAGCACUCAGGAGUUGAUGUGAAUUAGUUGGGCAAACACAGCUAAUGUGGCAUGUGUAAUCGGACAGUCACUUAAAAGUGUUAAAGUGUGUUUGCGCACAAGAUUCGUUUUCCGCUGAUUCAGGCAAAGACUGCAGAACCUGCCUAAACACAUGUAUAAAAGUGAGGAGCACACGCUGUUCAUCCCAAACCUUUCCUCAUCUACCAUCUCUGCCAUUCCUUAUCCUCUGCUUCAAGAACAGCGUGACUAUGGCAGUGUGGCUCCAGGCUGGUGCUCUGUUGUUCCUGUUGGCCGUCUCCAGUGUGAACGCUAAUGCAGGGGCCCCGCAGCACCUGUGUGGCUCUCAUCUGGUCGAUGCCCUCUACCUGGUCUGUGGUCCAACAGGCUUCUUCUACAACCCCAAAAGAGAUGUUGACCCACUUCUGGGUUUCCUUCCUCCAAAAUCUGCCCAGGAAACUGAGGUGGCCGACUUUGCAUUUAAAGAUCAUGCCGAGCUGAUAAGGAAGAGAGGCAUUGUGGAGCAGUGUUGCCACAAACCCUGUAGUAUCUUUGAACUGCAGAACUACUGUAACUAAAGAACCUGCACAUGUCCUGUGACAACCGCCAAUGACUUCACCACCUGUUUGCAC